AUGCGUUUCUCUCGCUCCGCCAUCGCGGCCGGUCUGGCCACCGCCGCCACCUUCAUGGCCGCCGACGCCUCGUCGUCGUCCGACGUCCUCGAUCUCGGAAAGGACAACUUCACUUCCAUCGUCUCGCCAGAGCCCCUCAUGCUCGUCGAGUUCUUCGCCCCCUGGUGCGGUCACUGCAAGGCGCUCGCUCCCGAGUACGAAAAGGCGUCCACCGAGCUCGUCGCCGACGGCAUCAAGCUCGCCAAGGUCGACUGCACCGAGGAGAACGAGCUGUGCGCCCAGCACGGCGUCGAGGGCUUCCCCACCCUCAAGGUCUUCCGCUCCGGCAGCGCCUCGGACUACAACGGCAACCGCAAGGCCGACGGCAUCGUCUCGUACAUGAAGAAGCAGGCGCUCCCCGCACUCUCCACCGUCUCUGCCGACAGCUUUGCGGAGUUCAAGGCCAAGGACCGCGUCGUCGCCGUCGCCUUCCUCGACGCCUCGGACGACAAGAACCUCGCCGCCGUCACUGCCGUCGCCAACAACCUGCGCGACAACUACCUGUUUGGUGUGGUCAACGACGCCGUCGUCGCCAAGGACGCCGGUGUCUCGGCGCCCGCCUUUGUCGUCUACCGCCAGUUUGACGAGCCCGAGGUGAAGCUCGACGCCAAGACGCUCUCGGAGGAGGCGAUCCACAACUUCCUCAAGGCGCAGUCGAUCCCACUCAUCGACGAGCUUAGCGCCGAGAACUUUAUGAACUACGCCGAGGCCGGUCUGCCGCUCGCCUACCUCUUUGCCGACCCCGAGGCCAAGGACCUCCAGGCGCAGGUCGAGUCGCUCAAGCCGCUCGCCAAGGCCAACAAGGGCAAGCUCAACUUUGUCUGGAUCGACGCCGUCAAGUACUCUGCGCACGCCAAGUCGCUCAACAUCCAGGGCGAGACCUGGCCGGCGUUUGCGGUGCAGGACAUUGAGCAGAACCUCAAGUACCCGCUCGAGGACCUCUCGGGCGACCUCGUGGCCAAGGUGUCCGACUUUGUCGCCCAGUACUCGUCGGGCAGCCUCAAGCCCUCGGUCAAGUCGGAGCCCGUGCCCAAGGACCAGGACGGCCCCGUGCACGUCCUCGUCGCCGACGAGUUUGACGCCAUCAUCGGCGACGACUCCAAGGACAAGCUCGUCGAGUUCUACGCUCCCUGGUGCGGCCACUGCAAGAAGCUUGCGCCCACCUACGACCAGCUCGGCGAAAAGUACAAGGCGCACAAGGACAAGGUUCUCAUCGCCAAGAUGGACGCCACCGCCAACGACAUCCCGCCCUCGGCCGGCUUCCAGGUGCAGUCGUUCCCCACCAUCAAGUUCCAGGCCGCCGGCAGCAAGGACUGGAUCGAGUUCACCGGCGACCGCUCGCUCGAGGGCUUUGCCGACUUUAUCGCGCUCAACGGCAAGCACAAGGUCUCGAUCGACCUCGACCCCAUCAACGCCACCGGCACCGAGGACGCCGCCCCCGCCAAGGAGGCCCCUCACCACGAGGAGCUCUGA
Moesziomyces antarcticus is the source of this 1512-nucleotide messenger RNA. RefSeq names its product protein disulfide isomerase. The transcript is spliced from 2 exons. The record is from RefSeq and is a predicted model, not a curated record. Lineage: Eukaryota; Fungi; Basidiomycota; Ustilaginomycetes; Ustilaginales; Ustilaginaceae. The coding region runs from base 1 to 1512 and encodes 503 amino acids. Gene Ontology annotation, biological process: response to endoplasmic reticulum stress; protein folding. Gene Ontology annotation, molecular function: protein disulfide isomerase activity. Gene Ontology annotation, cellular component: endoplasmic reticulum.